Xiphias gladius (swordfish) is the source of this 3518-nucleotide messenger RNA. Its product is annotated as sialin. The transcript is spliced from 11 exons. Gene Ontology annotation, biological process: monoatomic anion transport; transmembrane transport. NCBI's taxonomy places the organism in Eukaryota, Metazoa, Chordata, Actinopteri, Istiophoriformes, Xiphiidae. The record is from RefSeq and is a predicted model, not a curated record. Bases 561 to 2099 code for a protein of 512 amino acids. Gene Ontology annotation, molecular function: transmembrane transporter activity.
UAUGAAACUGUCCAGGUGGUUAAGGUCAACGUGUUCUCUCGAUGUUCGGGACAAUGAUUGGUUUUAACAAAGUCAGACGGGUCUCGCUUGGUAAACAACAAUGACCUGCUUCCCUCUGGGGCCAUUCAAACAGAGAAAAAAAAAUAUGAUGAUUUAGUUUUGUUGCUCCUGUGGCCGAAGAGCAAGCUCCCUGCCCGAGGUACCGUAUCUAUACUGCGGUACUCAACAUGUUAAGAAUGACGGCAAAGACCAAUAAUAAGUCCUGCCGACACUUACUAUCCCACGGAUCCCGCCUAAAUAUCAACAAAUUCGGGAUGUGACUGCCCUGCAGCCUGUCAAGAAAGUGAAACUGAAACACACGGACACCCGUUCCUUGUGCCGCUAAAGGUUCCGUGGAGCCGAGCGCAGAGGACAAGGAUACUCCAGAGCGUUGUUGGGCUUGUCGGUUUCUUCGUAAAGUGCCACUAAAACUGGGAUAAAGGUGAGAGCAGAUUUUCCUGGACGCCAUGGCUCACUGACGUCAUUUUACUGACUUGAUACUGCUGCGUCAGCCGACUGCCAUGCCGCUACCGAAUGGCUGCUCCAUCAACUCAGCCCCGUUGGACGACGGCGAGGACGGUGAGCCGCUCAUCGAGACCGGUGCAGCUCCUCCUCAGUGCUGCUCGGCUCGCCUCAACCUCGCCGUCCUCAUGUUCUUCGGGUUCACCGUGGUCUACGGCCUCCGUGUCAACCUCAGUGUUGCCAUGGUCGCCAUGGUGAACACCACCGGCCCCAGACCGGCGCCGAACAGCUCCAUCGUCCGCGCCUGUCCGCUGCCGGCGGGGACGGAAAACACCAGUGACACUUUCCUACAGCCUGAGGGGAUCCCUCAGUACCCGUGGGACUCGGAGACUCAGGGCUGGCUGCUGGGGGCCUUCUUCUUCGGCUACCUGCUCACACAGAUCCCGGGAGGUUACCUGGCCGGUCACUACGGGGGGACUAUCUUCCUGGGCUUGGGUGUGCUGGGCACGGCCGUCCUCACUCUCCUCACCCCUCUGGCUGCUCAGUUCGGGUCGUACUGGCUGUUUGCACUCCGGGCCCUGGAGGGCUUUGGGGAGGGUGUGACGUUCCCGGCCAUGAUGGCAAUGUGGGCUCGGUGGGCCCCUCCUCUGGAGCGCUCUCGCCUGAUUACCCUGUCGGGAUCCGGGGGCAACUUUGGGGCCUUUCUGGCUCUGCCGCUCACCGGCUACAUCUGCCAAACACUGGGCUGGCCCGCUGUCUUCUACCUCUGUGGGGGCGCUGGUUGCCUCUGGGCCGUCUUUUGGUUUGUUUUUGUGUCGGAUGACCCUCGCACCCAUCGUCGAAUCAGCGAAGCGGAGAGAGACUACAUCGUAAACUCUAUUGGACCUCAGGGUACAGGUCACGGCUGGUCCGUGCCCAUGCUGCCCAUGCUGCUGUCGGUCCCUCUGUGGGCGAUCAUCAUCACCCAGAUGUGCUCCAACUGGUCCUACUACACUCUGCUCACCUCUCUGCCCACCUACAUGGACAGCAUCCUGCACUUCGACCUCAAAUCGAAUGGUUUCCUGUCCGCCCUGCCGUACCUCGGGGGCUGGUUGGUCUCCACGCUGUCGGGUGUCGUGGCAGACAGCCUCAUCGAGAAGAGGGUGUUCAGCGUCACCGUCGUACGCAAGCUCUUUACGCUCUCAGGUAUGUUGCUCCCUGCAGCUUUCCUCGUGGCUGUGAGCUACGCCGGCUGCAGCCACAUCCUCACCGUCACCUUCCUCACACUCUCCACAACCACAGGGGGGAUCAGCGCCUCCGGAGUCUUCAUCAACCAGAUAGACAUCGCUCCUCGAUAUGCAGGAUUUCUUCUGGGAAUCACCAACACGUUCGGGACCAUCCCUGGUGUGGUGGCACCGAUUGCCACAGGAUACUUUACAGAAGAUCACACCCUGGCGGGCUGGAGGACGGUGUUCUGGGUGGCAGCCGGGAUGAACGUCGGCGGCGCCCUCGUCUACACGAUAUUCGCCAGCGGGAAGAUUCAGCCCUGGGCCGUCACGGAGGAGGAGAGGGCAGAGGCCGAGAAAAGGAGGAGCAGGUCCAGCUCGGCACAAACGUAAACGCAUCCAGCACCGGCGUUAUGCGAAGACGAACAAGGUCGGCAGAUGAAAUACAGCUUUAAAAGACCAAUAUACAGUUACAGGAUAUAUUUUAACCCGGCGUACUGAGUGCAGCAGGAGAGACUACUUCUACUUCUGUACAUUGAAUAUAUGCAGUAUUCACACUUAACAAAACGAAGAGUGUGAGAGAUUUAUCUCCACAGCAAAGACAGACAUCAAAAAGAGGCGGCUGGAGAACAAAAUUAUCAGCUGAACAGGGAAAAACAUCCAUAUCAUCAAAGCAGGAUAUUUUGGCCAUUUUUAUCUAUAUUCUGUAGCUGUGUUUCUGGUCUUUCAAAGUUAAAACGCAGAUGAGCUUUUGGACUAAUUUUUACAGCAGUUUGAGCAGAGAGAUUGAAAUUUUGGAGCAGUUUUACCCCUCAAAAUCACAUCUGAGCCACAUUUUUGAGGGUGGUAAGAAAAAAGCCGAUGGAUGUUAUGACUGCGUCGAAGCCAAAGAGACAGAUUUCCUAUUUGCACUGACAUGAUUCAACACCUGCUGGGUACUCACUGCUGUUACCAAUCAAGAAAUUGUUAUUUCUUUUACUUUUGCUCUGUUUACUGUUGUAAAGGUACAACUCCUUGCAUCGGACCAAUAUUUAAAUUACAACCAGCGAUAUUUGCACUGUAUAAUUCACACAGCACCUCAGGUUAGACCAGAUCAGAUCAGUCAAAUCUGUGGGAUCUUUUUCUUAUACUUUCCAGCUUUUCUUGGACAGUGAAGGAAAUGGGACCGACUGUCUUAUGAUCAAACCACAUUGCCUGUAGCGGCUUCGUUUACGGCUUUGUCUGUUUUCUGACCACUUUUUACAAAAGAAGCACUUUCCACGCACAGAAAUACGCCACGAGCCUUGUAUUUGAUAAGAGUGCCAAUAUUUAGCAAAAUCAAAUUUCCAACAGAAGGUUUUUUUUCCAGUAUUUAGAAAGCUAAGGUGCUUUAGUCUCGGAAAACCAAAGCGCCUUCCACUGCCAGGAUUUUAACAUUUUUAGUGUCAGUACCAUGCAAAAUUAAUUUCUUAGAUCACUGUGCACUUCUGUGUUCAGUUUCCAAGGAAUGACUGGAUUUUGCCUUUUUUUCAGCUCACUUUCCCAUCAGGAUGCUGCAUUUCGUUGCUAAUUUCUUCAGCUACAAUAACUACUGCAAUUUUUAUGCAACAUAGGUCGUUUUAAAAAAUCUCACCCUUUGUGUAAACUCGUGCAGUGUGUCAAAGAGCACUGUGAUGAAUGUGAAGAUAUGAUGUUUUUAAACGGAUGCAAUAAUGUAUUUACCUUCUCUGCACUUUGAAAAUGUGCCAUGUGAUACACGUAUGUGUGUGUUUUAGGCUACUCUGUUGUAAAAAAGAAUCAAAUUUGUUUUACUGAGAGGAAAAAAAAAUAAAA